Molecule: messenger RNA, 730 nt
Organism: Dendrobium catenatum
Lineage: Eukaryota; Viridiplantae; Streptophyta; Magnoliopsida; Asparagales; Orchidaceae
Exons: 2
Coding region: 99-533 (144 amino acids)
Source: RefSeq, a predicted model, not a curated record
UUUUUUAAUCCACAGCUGCUACUAUUGGAGAGAAACGAAGAAAGCAGCUCGAAACCUUUAUCGGAUGCUCCUCCCCUUUGAGAAACUCGGUGGAUUCAAUGGGAUUCCUCCGGAGGAUCGCCAUAAUUUUCGGAUUCCUUAAGUACGCCGGAGAACACGAGGGUAAGGCUGUGCCUGCUGGCAGGAGUGUUUCGCGGCGGCCGGCGCAAGGAUUUGGCUUGCAGGUUCCCGUCGCCUCCAAAAAGCCCAGUGUCGGCCCCAUCGUCGUUCCAUGCAGUUUUGGCGAGGGUGGAGUUCAGGGUUUCAGCUGGUACUGUCGACAGCUAAGGGUUGAUGAUGAUGGCGAUGUGGCAGAUGAGUUCCUGGAUGAGGUUCUGUCACCUAUGAGCUCUGGCGAGCAGGACCAAGCCGCUCACUCCAGGUUUGAGGUCAAGUACGCAACCAAGCCAGCUCUGAUUAAAAGACAGGCCAUCACUGUUAAUGGCGAUGUGCAUCCUUGCAUGGAAUAUCAUGGCAUGCUUCGCUGGGUAUGAAAGCCAACUUGCCUCCAAUUUUUUUCUCUUUAAGAAACUGUAAAUAUACAAAGAAUGACAUACAAAGCAUCUCUUGGUAUUUGUAUGAACUGUCAUUUCAAAUUAAAAGCUUGUACAGACUCACUGUAAUGAAAGGAAACAGCUUUUCUGUUGAAUCUUCUGCAUUUGCCUUGUAAUUUUGCAUCUUCUUCUUUGAA